Molecule: messenger RNA, 954 nt
Organism: Glycine soja
Lineage: Eukaryota; Viridiplantae; Streptophyta; Magnoliopsida; Fabales; Fabaceae
Product: calcium-binding protein KRP1-like
Exons: 1
Coding region: 291-671 (126 amino acids)
Molecular function (GO): calcium ion binding
Source: RefSeq, a predicted model, not a curated record
UUACUAGUACCAUGACCCCAGAAGAAGCAAGCUUCUAGGAAACAGAGAAGCAAGCGCGGUUCCUUAAGCAGAAUCAAAGGCGAUGAGCGAAUAAUUCUCUGUUCCUAGGCUGUCAUCCAAGCAGGGAUCAUUGCUUACAUCCCUUUCACUUCUCCUUCCUUGACAUCUUUUCCCAUUUCUCUUAUCCCACAUAUAAAUAAACACAAUCACUAGUCACAAAAACCAAACAUUAUUCAUAAUUCAAAUUCAACACUUUGUUCUCUCUUUGGCAUACAUCAUUGGAUUUUACAAUGGCUGGGAUUGGAUUUGAGGACUUGCUACCUGUGAUGGCGAACAAGCUGGGAGGGGAGGGGCUGAUGAAGGAGCUGUGCAACGGGUUCGAGCUGCUGGUGGAUAAGGAGAAAGGAGUGAUCACAUUGGAGAGUUUGCGACGCAACGCCGCGCUUCUCGGGCUGCAGGACUUGAAGGAGGAUGAGCUUGUGAGUAUGAUGAGGGAAGGGGACCUUGAUGGAGAUGGUGCACUCACCCAGAUGGAGUUUUGUGUCUUGAUGUUCAGGUUGAGCCCUGACUUGAUGGAGGAGUCAUGGUUUUGGCUUGAAGAGGCUCUCCAACAUGAACUCAACAACAACAAAAACUAUAACAAUAACAAUGAUUACCACUCUUCUAUUUAGUAGUACUUACCUAGGAACAACAUUUGAUCAUGAUUCAUAGGGAUUUCGCGUUCUCUUAUUGUGGUGUUGUUAAUUCUGACUUUUUUUUUUUAGUUGUUUCGUAUACAAUUCCUGUUGUGGAAAGCUAAUGUUGAAAAUAAUACAGUUUUUUUGGAUACCUUGCUUUCUUUCAAUCUUGUUUUACCUGAUGCCGAUGCACACUAGAAAUUAUAUUUAAAGCAUUGUGUAAUCAUGGUUUUUGCUGUUUCAUAGUACUGGCAUUAAUAAACUGUUAAUUUCUCAA